This is a messenger RNA of Vollenhovia emeryi, 1583 nucleotides long. Its product is annotated as pancreatic triacylglycerol lipase-like. Gene Ontology annotation, molecular function: lipase activity. The transcript is spliced from 8 exons. Bases 406 to 1377 code for a protein of 323 amino acids. The record is from RefSeq and is a predicted model, not a curated record. NCBI's taxonomy places the organism in Eukaryota, Metazoa, Arthropoda, Insecta, Hymenoptera, Formicidae. Gene Ontology annotation, biological process: lipid metabolic process.
CUUAACGGUGAGUAAGAUUCGUAGGAGAAGCAAAUAUGUUAUAAGGUAAAAUGGAACGAAUGACUGGGGAAAGAAAUCAAAAUGAUUGACAAAUCAAAACGCUCUCCGUUUCUACAAUAUAAACAGUUAAAACUGAAAGAUGGAAAGAAUUAUGCAGUAAACAUGAGUGUAGUUAAUUGAGCGCUGGUUCCUGUUUGAAAUAAACUGUCGAGGUGACGAGUGCGGCAGCGGCGGCGGCGGCGGCGUUAGAUGCUCUUAUCGUACUCCCGAGUUCUGGUGGAGGAGCAAAAGGAAAGCGCGCGGGAUGAAUGACGGGCCCGCCGUUAAGCCGACCAAGUGUAAAGUAGUAAUCCGGUGCAUCUCGUAGAGACGACUGGUACGCCGCGCAGCAUCUCGCCCCGAGACAUGUCGCAGGUCGAGCUUCUCGUCCUUUCGACCGUCCUCCUCGCCUGGUCAGCGUACGCGUAUCCGGAGGGCACGCUGCUGAACGACAACGCGCGAGCGUCGAUCGUCGAGACGGUGCUGGAGCGCGAACCGGCGACCUUCAAAUUGUACACCAGGGAGAACCCGUUCGGCGAGGAGCAACUGUUCCUGAACAACACCGAGGUGUUGUACGCGUCGCAUCUCAACGAGAGCCGGCCGACCAAGUUCAUCGUUCACGGAUUCAGCGACACCGGAAACGAGGGCUGGAUACGUGAUCUAGUGGACGCGUAUCUGCUUUAUCAGGAUGUGAACGUGAUAGUCGUCGGCUGGGGAAUCUUGGCAUCCGACGCCUACCCGGUGGCGGCUAAGAACACGCGUAUUGUCGGUGAGUACUUAGGCCAGUUCCUGGAUUUUUUGAAUCGGGACUCGAAUCUGGAGUACAAGGACGUACACAUCAGCGGUCACAGCCUGGGCUCCUACGUGGCGGGCUUCGCCGGAGCUUACCACGACGGACGCGUCGGAAGAAUAACAGGGCUGGAUCCCGCGAGUCCUCUGUUCGAGACCAUCUCGGGUAUCGUCGAUCCGGAAUUCCGGCUGGAUCCGACCGAUGCUCAAUUCGUCGACGUGAUCCACACCAGCGGCCCGGUGUUCGGGUUCUCGGCGCCAUUGGGACAUGCCGAUUUCUAUCCAAACGACGGCAAGAUCCCGCAACCCGGAUGCUCUUUCGUGCCGACGAUAACUUACUGCAGCCACUCGAGGGCGCAUCAACUUAUGACCGAGAGCAUCGGCAGCACGGUGGGCUUCAAGGCGAGAAUGUGCGAGAACUGGGAAAAAUACAAGGAGCGUCGUUGCGAUUACAAUCCGGUCGUGCUGAUGGGCGAAUACGCCUCUACCUCGCUGCGUGGCAAGUUUUAUCUGUUGACCAACGACGCUCCGCCCUACGCACUACAGUAAACAUUUAUGGAUACCGAAUCCUGGUGGAUUUCUCGAUUUGAGAACUUGCGAACCCACGAUUACGGCUCGAGCGGCGAUCGCGCAAUAAUCUGUACUAGUCAUUGAUAAGUUACUUUAUUUAUGAAAACUCCUCGGUUCUGAGUGCGUGCGUAUCGUAUCGGAAUGUAUCCUUAAUAUACGUAAUGCUACAUUACAUUUAGAAAGAG